Molecule: messenger RNA, 1287 nt
Organism: Penaeus indicus
Lineage: Eukaryota; Metazoa; Arthropoda; Malacostraca; Decapoda; Penaeidae
Product: loricrin-like
Exons: 6
Coding region: 1-1287 (428 amino acids)
Cellular component (GO): extracellular region
Molecular function (GO): chitin binding
Source: RefSeq, a predicted model, not a curated record
AUGCGUUUUAAGAAAACCGUCCAAAGAAAUCCAGGAAAAAACGCCCUAGAAAGCUGCAUCAACACGUUCUCUUCCACCACGACAAUGCACCCGCUCACGGCGCUCGGCAUACAAGAGUCCCAAGUGUUCUUCGCCGCGUAUAUAAGGGCUUGGCCAGUCUCCUCAACCAACAGAACUCUCGCUUUCAAUCCUGAAGGAGGAACAGACCCGCCCGCUCCUGUUUGUUGUGUUUUGUGUCCACCUUUGCUCCUGUGUUUGUUUUUAAGUGCUCGUGUUGACAAAAUGAUGGAUAAGGCUGUGAGAAUUGUGUUCGUUGCAAUGUUGGCCAUAAGCCUGACUCAAGCAAGGAACUACAACAAUGGGAACGGCAACGGUAAUGGAAAUGGCAAUGGAAACGGCAACGGAAACAAUGGCAAUGGAGGCUUUAAUGGUAACGGUGGAUCCCAUGGCAACGGCGGAUUCAAUGGCAACGGCGGGUUCAAUGGCAACGGCGGAUUCAAUGGCAACGGAGGCUUCAAUGGCAACGGAGGCUUCAAUGGCAACGGCGGAUUCAACGGCAACGGAGGCUUCAAUGGCAAUGGUUAUUCCCUGGCCGAUGCCAUUGGCGGUGGAGGCGUCCCAGGGCAGGACUACCCCAUCCUGGCCUUCGUCCCCAACACCGGCUUCUCCUGCAACGGCCAACUGCCUGGAUAUUACGCUGAUACUGCACAACAAGCCGGAUGCCAAGUGUUCCACAUCUGUCAGGCAGGAGGCAGAAUCAACUCCUUCCUUUGCCCCAAUGGAACAAUCUUCAACCAGCAGUACUUUGUGUGUGACUGGUGGUACAACUUUGACUGUUCCACGGCUGAACAGUUCUAUGGUCUAAACGCUCAAAUCGGAGUCAGCAAUGGUCACAAUGGAAAGAAUGGUUUUAAUGGUAAUGGAAAUGGUUUCAACGGUAAUGGCUUUAAUGGAAAUGGUAAUGGUUUUAACGGAAAUGGUAAUGGUUUUAAUGGAAAUGGUAAUGGUAACGGUUUCAACGGAAAUGGUAAUGGUAAUGGUUUUAAUGGAAACGGCAAUGGCUUCAAUGGCCUACGACCAUCCCUAGAGUGUGGUGGUAUUCGCUUGGGGGCAAUCUCGCAGCCCCACGCCCCUUGUAGCAGCUUGGGUGCAGGGACCCAGGGGGACUCCACCCUUGAGAAGAGGGCGGAGCUCAUAAGGAUCCUCCUCGAUAUAAAAAUCAGGGUAAUCCGACUCUAUGAUGCCCCAGAUGGAUGCAUGGCAAUAACAGACAGAAUAUUGCAUUAA